Messenger RNA from Acanthaster planci (crown-of-thorns starfish), 4943 nucleotides. It is a transcript of the gene ggps1, whose product is annotated as geranylgeranyl diphosphate synthase 1. The record is from RefSeq and is a predicted model, not a curated record. Gene Ontology annotation, biological process: isoprenoid biosynthetic process. NCBI's taxonomy places the organism in Eukaryota, Metazoa, Echinodermata, Asteroidea, Valvatida, Acanthasteridae. Gene Ontology annotation, molecular function: prenyltransferase activity.
GUACAAUUUACAAACGUGCAAGUAAUGUUAUGCGAUAAUAAUAAAGGCAUCAACACGACUUUUGUUGAGCAGCAACUCGGUUUCUACCUUCACUCCAGUUUACCGAUAGUUACUUGAGAUGGCCUCAGCACCUCAUGAUAGUUUACUGAGCAUUGGCAUAACACAAAGACCUGAUCAGUUGAAUGACUCUAACACAAGAAAGCUGGAUUCAUCAUCAUCAAUUCCAUGCAGUCUGCAUAGUCCAACCGGCAUGUUUGGUACAGGAGCAACAACAAUGACCAAGGAAGACAGAGAAAAAGCGCAAGAUAGAAUUCUUCUAGAACCCUAUGCUUACAUCCUGCAAGUUCCUGGCAAGAAGAUUCGCAUCAAGCUGACCAAGGCUUUCAACCAUUGGUUGCAGAUUCCUGAUGACACAUUGGACAAAGUCAGUGAAAUUACUCAGAUGCUGCAUAAUGCAAGUUUAUUAAUUGACGAUAUUGAAGACAACUCCAAGCUACGACGAGGCAUUCCUGUUGCCCACAGCAUAUUUGGUACAGCACAGACCAUCAAUGCAGCAAACUAUGUGUACUUUCUAGGACUACAGAAGACUAUCGAGUUAGGUCACCCAAAGGCUACUACAAUAUUUAUGGAACAACUGCUUCUUUUACACCAGGGACAGGGCAUGGAUAUAUGGUGGCGAGAUGCCUUCGUCUGUCCAACAGAAGAUGAAUACAAGGAAAUGGUGUUGAAAAAAACUGGAGGUCUGUUUGGUUUAGCAGUGAGACUGAUGCAACUCUUCAGUGAAAACAAAAGUGACUUCACUCCACUCAGCGAUAUGCUUGGACUUUACUUCCAAAUCAGAGAUGAUCUUGCCAACUUACAGUCCAGAGAGUAUACCGAGAACAAAAGCUACUGUGAGGACUUAACUGAGGGCAAGUUUUCCUUUCCCAUCAUCCAUGGGAUUCUUAGCAGACCUGAAGACAACCAAGUCAUGAAUAUACUCAGGAAAAGAACGACAGAUGUAGAGAUAAAAAAAUACUGUGUGGAUCAUCUGGAAAAGAUUGGCUCUUUUGACUACACCAAGAAAGCUCUUGUGGAGUUAGAGGAGAUAGUCCUACAUGAGAUGUCCAAGCUAGGUGCUAAUCCCUACUUAGAAGCAAUGUUAGAGGAACUCGGUAAGCUCUACAAGGAACCAGACCAAUGACAAGGGAUGUUAUAGAUUGCUUCAAGAAAACAGCAUUUUGCUCUUGAGAUCUUUCCUUCAGCUCUCAGCUGUUCUUGGAAAUGCUUCCAAAUUCAGAACUUCAGUUUUGUUUUACAAUCUAUGCAGGCCAUGUUAAAUAAAAUGUGCAAUAUACACCUACACAGUCUUGAACAACUGUGUCUGUGUCCUAUAAAUUGUAAUUUUAAAAAGUGAAGUCUCUGAAUGUCAAACUGUAGUAGUCACAGGCAUCACCAGGAUAUUUUAAGGGCAUGUUUUUUCUAGUAUUGGGAGGAGGCAAAGAACUCAUCAGAAUGGCAGACUAAGAGCAACAAAAGAAGGGAUUGGUCUUGAGGACAGCUUAUUUGAAAACUUGGUGUGUAAAGAUACAAAAAAAGGUUUGUUUUUGAAAAAGAUUAUCACCUUUGCCAUUAAAAUAUUUUCAAUCAUGAUACAUUGCUUGAAAAUCAAAAGGGUCAGCUGAUACUAAAAUUGCCAUUGUGGAAAUCUUCAAAUUGGUGAAUUGAGAAGAAAUAUCUCUAUGCACUUGAUGGAAUUUCAGGGCAAAAAACUUGCUGUUGUAUAUAUUUUUAUUUGUAAUUCAUAACCAUCAUAAAAUACACUCUUUUUAAUAUUACAAUUGAUUAAUUUCAAUAACAGUAAAUAGCUCCCUAAUUAAUGCAGUAAUUGAUCCAAGCUACAUGUAUUUUUUUUCUUGUGGAAAAAGGGAGAAAGGAGAGGCGCAAACAGUUAGUGGCCUAAACUUGGCGGCAGUGAUAGAACAUGUACACAUAUUUAAAACAUUUAAAGGAGGUUUUACUGAAUGACUCACUGAUAAAUGCAGACACAACAGCCUGAUUAGGACCAUGUCAACCCAGUGCAAGAGCACAUUGAUGCAGAAGAAUAUGCCGAGUGUAUGCAUGAUUGUAAGUCAAAUUUCAGCAUCCAAAUGUUGUAAUUAAGGGAUGAGCAAUUUAAUUUGACAUUUAUGGGCCAAAAAUAUUGCUUGAAGGAUUAUCAAUGGAGAAAUAGUUAUAAUGAACAUCACAUUGGAAUGUAGCUGGUAAGCUGUUUCUACUGAAAGAAUGCAUCAGGAUAGUAAACCUCUGCAGUAUGUCAGCAACCUCAACAAAUUCUUGGUAAACUCAUGGUCAUUCUCUGCAUUAUUGUAUCUGUGGGUGGGUUCGAGUGAGCUACUCAAGUUAUUAAACACGAGUACACUCCUGAGGGCUCGAACGGGUGGAGUAUGACCGGAGGGUCAGCAAGAGUAUACUCUCGCUAGAGGGGGGAGUAUACUCCUGUACCCGAGUGUAAUGUGCACACAUCCUACUCGUGUUAACAGGAGUAACCACGCGAACGCACCCUGUAAGGUGCCAAAGCUGACCUUUCACCCAAUUAGACUAUUUGAAGUAUUAGAAACACUAAAGGAGGGUGCUAUGUGGUUUGGGUAAAAUCUUUUGUUUUGUAAUAGCGAACUUCAAUAAUGCUUCAAAAAGGCUCACAAGCUUGGUCUGCCAACUGACUGAUACAUGGUAUACUUUUUUAAAAGUUGUUCAUCAGUGUCCUUUAUUUGCUAGUUUUAUGUACAUGACUACAUGUACAUCUCAACCUAGAAAGAUCUGAAGACCACAGUUCAAAUCCAGUUUAACACUCUUCUCCAUGGUCAGAAGAUAAAAAUGACUUAAAAACAAACCACUCUAGAAGUAAUAGCUGCUAAAUAACGAUUGAAACAAACUGUAUGUUCAUGCUUUAAAUUUAACAUAUGGCAACUUAACUCAAAAAAGAAAAAAAAUACCCUUGUGUUUACUAAAAACAAUAACUGAACUCAAGGAAAAAAUUUGUAUUCCGAUUCCAGAAAAAAAUCCUAUGUGACAGUGCACACUUUCUACAAAUGUUGAGGGAUUUGAACCAUUCUUCAGGUUUUUCACCAAGAGAUAUCCUAAAUAAUUAUAAACCUUUAGAAUGUUUAAACACCAAUACAGUCUUAUUUUUGUUGUAUUACAUUCAAGUGAUAAUCAACACAUGACUAAACUCAAUCAAUUUUUGCUUGACGAAUGAUAACCCUUUCCAAAACAGUAAUUAAACAAUGGCACAAUUGUGACUACUCUUGUGACCAGUUUAAAUACACCUGUAUGCCCCUCUAUUCUUUGAUAUAAAACUUGACGUGUAUGGUGCAGGUAUUUACAGUGAAAGGCUUGUGGUUCAUUGUCACAAAUAACUGCAGCACGUCUCUGCCUAUGUAUGCACAUUGCUGAGUUACCUGUACUAAAAAGAAAUCUACUUCACUGACACAGAAAAAGCUACAUGUACAUUGUAAGUGCCUGGUAGUUACACCUCCUGAUCUUGAAGCAUCACUAUUAACUCAGAAUCCUUCAGUCUGGCUACUGAUUGGUGUGACUCUGCUGGGGUGACAUUAUGUGAUAAUUUCAUGCUUCAGUAUCAUCUAAAAGCAAUGGUAAUAAUCAAUGCUUAAUUUCUAAUGCCGCUGUGAAAAAAAGUAUUCAGCUCACACAUCCUAGUGAUUGUCUUUCCAUCGUCAUGCAGCUAUCAUUUACAAAACAAAAAGGUUUUGUAAAUCAUUCAAAUGGAAACGGAUAAAUAAGAGCAACAUAUUAAUAACUGUAACAGUCCCACUAAACUACCAACCAAUAAUACAAAGCAGCAUAAGAUUGCUAUUAAAAUAUUCACACUGGCUGAUGAAUUAUGCAUCAUUACAAUCAUAAGGAGCUCCAGUCACAGUCCUCUCCUGUCAAGUAACAAUGCAUAUGGCACAAUUCAUUUACAUAUACUGGCAAGCUGAUAAAGCAAACAGAAGCAUCAGAGAGUAGUGAACUCUACCAAUAAACCACUCACUGUGACUAAUCUAUGCCUGAAUGACAAAUUCAACUACCUCAAAAUCUGCUACACGAUAACGAGUUCAUACACAAAAACCAAGCUUAAAGUUUCCUGUCAGAAUGCUAUAAUACAAGUGGUAAGUCAGCAAAUAUGAAAUGUCUAACUUCGAAAUCUUUGCAACAGUAGGCCGUGCAUCGUACUGCAGAGUAAACAAUAUCAUGAGGACAUCACAUAACAAAUAAACCUACAGUUGCAAAGAAAUUAUACCCAGUUCUGAAACAUUAAUUAACUCUUAAGCACUCUGCCCAAAAUUUGGUUGUAUAAUGGCACUGAGCACAACAAUUUUUGCACUUGCAGCAAAACGCACAAUAUGGUUAGCCUCACCUGCAUUCUUGGGAGGCCUGCAUACUGCCCUCUAUCAUGCAUAUAUGCAGUAUAUAUCUCAUGGGCACAAUUACAACAAAAAAGUACAAUUAUGAAAGGCCAUAGCUCUGACCAAGCCAUGGUGCUGUAUUGCUAAUAUCAGGAACAUACAGACCCAAACAUCCCACAGAGGGAACCAGUUAUCCAUACUUCAUAGCUUUGAUCCAAUGAUCAUCACAGAAUUUAAUAUAAAACAACCUCAUAACAAUUUCAGAAAAUUGCAAAUCCAUUUUUGUUCCUAGCCUGAGAAGUUCCCAUAUUCAAUCAACAGUAUGGCCUUGUGGGCAAUGCCAUGUCCAUUCAUUGCAAAACGACAUGGCUCCAUUUUAGAUUUAACCUUAUCCUUACUCAUCACCAUUACACUAGCAUUGGCAAUUACAGGGAAAUUUCUUAACUUCUCGUGUACAUUCAAAAUUGUCAUUUAAAUAACUUAAGCAAAUGCUUACAAGCAUAUUGUUACAAUCAAAGAGUUAUUAAUGGUCACAUUUCUGUGGUACAUUGGAAC